AUGCAAACUAAUUCAUUCUUCUGGACGAUAGUACCGUAGCCGGUCAUGAAAUAUAGAUGAAUUUUAAUUUUAUGGAAUUUUUUCGAUCUGGGCAGAGUGUAGGUUGUUGUUCGUGUACUUGCGAAGGUUGUGGGGAUGACUGUCUUUAGUAGGGCACAGAAGAAAAUUUUGAAGCUCAGAACGAAGUAUCCACCGAACAACCCCACCACCCCGCCUCAAAACCACAAAUUGGGACAAAAGAGAUUCCCCUAUCCGCACUAUACGCUCACCCCCAUAUCACAUUGCAAAUAUGGCACCCCAUCGUGAGGACGAGCAUGAGGAGGAGGAGGAGGAGGAAGAGAUCGAUUUCUCUGGUAAGAAAUUUUCUUCCACCCGUUCGUCCCGAAAUCCAAGACUUGCAUGAAUUCUGACAAGACCCACUUAUAUAGAUCUCAGAGAGAGGUAUGAAGUUCAGCUUGAUGAAGGACUUGAUACCUUCGUCGUUGUCGAUGGAUGCCCGAAGAUCCCGGCGGACAGCAGACCGAAGCUGAUUAAGUUUUUGUGCAAGCGUUUAGCGGAGGUUGGACGUAUCAGUCAGGACUCCGUUUUUAUGCCUCUCAACGAAGAGACAAACAUGACCGAAGGGUAAGCACUACUUGUACACUCCAUUACUCGGGUUGAAUAUUAAGGGUCAAUAGGUAUGCCUUCGUUGAAUACGACACCCCUGACCAAGCCUUGUUAGCUUGCAAGCAGCUUAACGGAAUGGCCCUCGAUAAAAAGCAUACCGUCUCUAUAAACAAACUUACUGAUAUCGAGCACUAUGGACGAGAAGGGCGCAUCAAGGAAGAGUAUGCUGAACCCGAGAUUGAGCCUUUCGUCGAGCAAGAACAUCUACGCUCUUGGCUCGGUGAUGCCAACUCCCGCGACCAGUUUAUCAUGUACCGCGGUGAAAAUGUUGGAGUCUUCUGGAAUAAGAAGAAGGAUGUACCGGAGUCCGUCGUUGACCGUGCAGGAUGGACGGAGUCAUUUGUUCAAUGGUCACCACAGGGCACUUUCUUAACAUCUGUUCACGGGCAGGGCGUUCAGCUAUGGGGCGGCCCAAGUUGGAAGAGAAUUAUGCGUUUCGCCCAUCCAAUGGUCAACUUAGUAGACUUCUCACCGAACGAAAGAUACCUGGUUACAUGGUCUAAUAAGCCUAUCUCCAUCCCCGAGAACCCACCACCAAAUUUCCCUCUAGGACCUGACGAAGAUGGGAAGAGCUUUAUCAUCUGGGAUAUCAAGACUGGAAACCUUUUGCGAUCCUUCACCUCUGUCGAGGUAACCGGUGAGCGUGAUGCCGAAUUAUUCGAGAAAUCCCGUAAGAAAGUUUCGUGGCCGGUAUUUAAAUGGUCCUCAGACGACAAAUAUGUUGCUCGCGUUGUGCCUGAGCAGUCCAUCCAGAUCUUCGAAACCCCUGGCAUGCUUUUGCUUGGAAAGAAGGCUAUCAAGAUCGAGGGUGUUGUCGAUUUCGAAUGGUCGCCAUCUAUUCCCACUGUGGAGAGAGGCAAAAAGGAGCCAGAGCAGCUGCUUUGUUACUGGACGCCCGAGAUGAACAACCAAACCGCACGUGUGGGCUUGAUGAGCAUCCCUUCGAAGGAAAUCACCCGAACACGAAAUCUUGUCAACGUGUCAGACUGUAAGCUCCAUUGGCAAUCGGAGGGAAAGUACCUUUGCGUCAAAGUUGACCGACACACAAGGACCAAGAAAUCCAUGUACACCUCCCUGGAAUUCUUCCGUGUCAAAGAAAAGAACAUUCCUGUUGAGAUCGUCGAACUAAAGCUAGUUGUCAUCAACUUUGCCUGGGAGCCUAAGGGUGAUAGGUUUGUUUUCAUUACCGUCGACGAAGCUGUCCAGGGGGCCCAGGUUGCACCCAAGACCUCGGUCCACUUCUACGCACCGGAGAAAAUCAAGAACGGCGUCGGCGAAUUUUGUUUAGUCAAGACGGUGGAAAAGAAGAACUCAAACGCCAUCUACUGGUCACCAAAGGGCCGCUUCAGUCUCAUUGCUACAGUUCACUCUCAGCAGAGCUUUGACCUCGAGUUCUGGGAUUUCGACUUCGAGGGCGAGAAGCAGAAGCAGGACAAGACGAGCAAGAAUAAGGAUCUUGCUGCCAACCUCAUGCUUAUGGGCACAUCCGAGCACUACGGUCUGACUGACGUUGAAUGGGAUCCUACCGGCCGAUACGUCGCAACUAGCGUGAGCACGUGGAAACACCUGGUAUUUCUCAGCCACCCAUACCCCACUUAAUGCCCCCUUGCUAACGAUUACAGAUGGAAAAUGGCUAUCAUCUCUGGGACUUCAAAGGUUCUCUUCUCCGCGAGGAACACAUCGAUAAGUUCAAGCAGUUCCUAUGGCGUCCCCGCCCUCCCACUAUGCUCUCCAAGGAGGAGCAGAAGCAAAUCCGCAAGAACCUCCGUGAGUACAGCAAACAGUUUGACGAAGAGGACCAAUUCGAAGCCGAGGUCGCAAACAAGGAAGUUGUCGAGGCUCGAAAGAGGAAACUUGAUGAAUGGCGUGCCUGGAGAGCAAGAAUCGAGAAGGAGGUCAGGUGGGAGCGUGUCGACCUCGGCCUCCCCGAGGACCCAGACGAGGCUCUUGGAGAAACCGCCGGUGAGGAGGAGGACAAGGUUGUCGAGGAGAUUGUCGAGGAGGUUAUCUCCGAACACGAGGAGGAGAUCGCGUAGGCUUCUCCCCCCUUCCCCCAUCCUCGCUUCUCUCCUUUUUCGAUAUUCUAGGUGAAUUGGGAGUUUCAAUAUUUUGAGAAAUUAAAAACAAUAGUCUAAACAAGUCUUCUAUACUUAAUUGAUACUGAAGCCAUUGGUGGUUCCUUUG
Messenger RNA from Tuber aestivum (summer truffle), 2850 nucleotides. NCBI's taxonomy places the organism in Eukaryota, Fungi, Ascomycota, Pezizomycetes, Pezizales, Tuberaceae. The record is from the annotation of a GenBank genome assembly.